This is a messenger RNA of Motacilla alba alba, 1249 nucleotides long. RefSeq lists its product as uncharacterized. The transcript has 5 exons. The coding region runs from base 1 to 978 and encodes 325 amino acids. The record is from RefSeq and is a predicted model, not a curated record. Lineage: Eukaryota; Metazoa; Chordata; Aves; Passeriformes; Motacillidae.
AUGGCCAGUUCACCGCAGGCUACGGCUUCCAGCGCCAGCUCCACACUCUCGCCGCUCCGGGAAGACCUGGUCAGCCAGGAAGAAAGCAGCGUCCGGCGGGGGAGGGUAUCAGGCGGGCGGGGAGGACGCGCCCUCGAAAUCGCGGCUCUCUCCUCGGCAGGAGGCGUCUGUCACAGCGCUGCCCUGGGGCAGGUAGUCGCAGCCCUGAAGGACAACCCGAGAAGGAACACGUUUCUCCUUCUCGCCCGGCUGCUGCCCGCCGCGGCCCCGGCUCUGCUGGGGCACGGCCACGGGCAGGUGCAGCGCCCCGCCAAGUUCGCACUCACCGCGGGCUGCGGAGGGGGCGCGGGCUGCUCGACGCGCGGCUCCGGGGCCAGGAGGCGGCCGCACUGCCCGGCUGCGGGCUACGCUGCGCCGGCCGCCACUCCGCCCGCCCAAAGGUGCCUCAAGUUCCAGCCGUCGCUGCCGCCACCUCACAGCGCGGUCCCAGUCAGCCCCAUCUCCUUCCUGCCGGCGCGGCCGCUCGCCGCCGCCAUGACAGCGCGGAGCCCCCGGAGCGCCUGCGCGGGCCGGGCGCGGGCGGGGCCGCGGCGCGGGGCGGGAGCCGCGGGCUGCGCACGCCCAGUGGUGGUUUUGGAGAAGGGGGAAACAAAGAGACCCAAUGCGAACAGCGGGCCCUCAGCCGGGCGCUCUGCGUUCGCGGACACUCUCCGGAGGAAAAACGCAGCCGUGCGGGAGAAGAGGUUGUUUGGAUGGCCCAGCUCCGGCUCCUGCCACCGCCAGAACGAUCCCGGGGAGUCGGGUGAAAAGCCUGUGAAGGCGGCGCCCGUUGUUUCGGUUUCUCAGAGCCGCUGUCACAGCCGCUCCCCAGCCCUAAAAAAGUCUCCCCAAAGGGGCGGCACUGCCAAAACCCGGUGCUCCGAAGCCCCCGCCGAGCCCCGGCGUGGGUGGCAGAACCUCCACGUACAGCAAGGGUAAAGCACGAGAACUGCUGCCCUUUUUGUGCUAUCUCCUAGGGUGAUGUGAGCUAUAAAUAGGCAUCAAUCCCACCCUGUCUCCUUUGUUUGACCUUUUACUUGAAUUUAUUUUAUGUUAAUCUGAGUAUCUGUUAAUAAAGAAGUGAAAGGGUCUGCUGGUCCAAACUCUUCUUUCAAGCAGUCUUCAACCGUGCAUUUUUAAGAGGACUGCUUGAGGAUUAGACACACUCCUAAAGGCUGUAUGGUCUUAUACCAGCUGUUUAACACACAGA